AGCCAUUUUGGCUCAAGCAGCAUUAGGCUCAAGUCUGAAGGACGAUCGGCCAGCUGCCCUGAGGAACUUAUAUUACCGUCCACUCGUGAGAAGCAUGUCGUCGCCGAUGAGCAACAGUGCCACAGGCCGCAGGUGGAAGGGAAUUCCAGUCCCGUUCUUCUUCCAGGAGGACUCUGCGGAGGCGUUCCACGAGAUGGAGACGAAGGAGGAUGACGUGUUUCUGUGCUCGCUGCCCAAGGGCGGGACAACGUGGGUCAAUUCCAUAUUACACAGCUUGCUGUACGGCUUCGAUGCCGCGGGUCAGAAGCAGGAGGAGGCUGAGGCGCGGCCAGGUGCGAAAGUUCAAGCGUACCCGGAGGCCACCCCGAUCGAGAUCGGCGCACUCGGCAACGCUGGCACCACAGCGUCGCAAGAGGAGAUGCGCAAGACGAUGUUCGGUGAUUUCACGCUGUCCACGCUGCUAGGGCAGAGCUCACCGCGGCUGUUUUCGACUCACCUAUAUGGACACAAGUACUUGCCAGGCAAACUCGUGCAAAAAGACGGCAGAGGCCGCCUUGUCGUCGUCGUCCGAAACCUCAAGGAUGUCAUGUGUUCCCUCCACUUCUUCCGUGGUGAGCCGAAAGAUGGUUGGCUUGGCAACGAGCUUGGGAAGGGAACAUUUCGGCGCUUCCUUGAUAUGGAGACGCCGAACGCCUACGGGAAUCAGUGGGACUGGCUCCGGGACACCGAGAAGGUUAUUCAGGCCAUGAUGCCCGAGAAGCGAGUCAUAGUUGUGUACUUUGAGGCAUUGAAGCUACGGUUGAGGGCAGAAGUGCAGAGACUGGCGAGCUUCUUGAACAUCCCUUGUCCCCAAGUGAAGCUAGACGCUGUCUGCGCCGCCGUAAGCUUCGGAUCAAUGAAAGAACGAAAAUCGGUUGGCUCGAUGCUGCUUCGGAAGGGCGACAUCGGUGAUUGGAAGAAUCAUUUGUCGCCGGCACUCUGGGAUGAGUUCGACGCGGUUUUCAACCGCGAAGUCGGCAAUUCCCUCCAGCUAGUCCAGCCGAUGUACGUUUUCCAGAAGUCCGACGACAGGCAAGGUCUUCCGCCUAGGCGUGCAGAUGCGGAAUCACGGAUCGUGACUGGCGGGGAGGACCCGCGAGUAGUUUUAGGAACGUUUGACCGGGCGAAGCUUGAGUGUGGCAUGCUUUGCCCCGACACUAUGAUCACAAACUCUCCAGGAACAUGGAUCCGUCCCUCCAGCGAGGUUACGGACUUCGUCCACCCGCCGGGAGCGACGGACGUGAAGUAUGUGGCUGAGAGCGAUCGAUAUCACCUGUUUUUAUCGGCCGUGUGUCCUUGGGCCAGUGGUAUUCGCGCCGUGCGCAAACUUGCUGGCCUUGAGCAUGUCAUCUCCAUGGACGUCGCGGAUGGACAGAGCAGUCAGGGGUGGGUGUUCUUGUCCGGCUCGGCGUGCGCGGACUUCGACCGGGAGCCCUUCUGGUUGCACGAGGUGUACACGGCGCACGACACGGAGUACACAGGCCGUCUCACCGUGCCUGUCUUGUGGGACAAAAAGACUUCCCAGAUCGUCACCAACGACUCCUGGAGCAUCCUCAAGAUCUUGGGCUCCAGCUUCGCUGGCCUCGGGAGCCCUCUCGCGGGUCUUCCCCUCGACCUCGCCCCCUCGGCGGAGGUGGACGAGCUGCAGAAGGACAUCUACGACGGCCUGCUGAACGGCGUGUACAAGUGCGGCAUCAACCUCAUGCGGGGGAACGCGAGUGGAGCCCAGGGCGCUGCACGCGGCGUAUACGACAUGCUGGCCGCCCUCGAGGACCGCCUCGCCAACCGCGGGCCCUUCCUCCUGGGCGAUAGGCUCACGCUGGUCGACGUGCGCCUGCUCAUGUGUCUGCUGCGAUACGACAUCGCUUACCGGGACGGGUUCGGACUGGGAUCGGGGGAUCGAGGGCCGGUCAUCCCCUCCCGGAGAAGGGCGACGACUGUCAUCCUGACGGCGCUGGAGGGCCUGGCGGGCUACAGCGGGAGCAACAACAAUGGGAACGAUGAAGCGCGCAGCGGGUAUCCCGCGUUGGCCGCCUACUUGCGGCGGGGAGUGAAGAUGUUCCGAACCGAAAUUGAAUUUUCGGCCUGCACUCAUUAUUAUCGCUGGGCUGUAGGGCUGCCCCAGGCCUGCGUCUUCCCAACCGAUAUGCAGGCGUUCGUCGAGGCAGUUGACGCCUCGUAGAGUAUGCGUAUGGUGGGCUACUGUGCAGUUUGUUUGUGCAUGCAUUGCGCACACAGACACUGACACUGACACCGACACACACAGACAUCGGUCCUCCGCAAUGCUCGUUCCUCCUCAACGUGCUUCGCCAACCGAUUUGACAGCUCGUGCAUUCUAUUAAAUGACAGCUCUAUUCUUAGAGCAUGCUCGUCCUGCCGUAGUGCCUAGGCCUCCGUCUGGGGUGUGGCCUCGGAGUGCGAUGAGGCGGCAGAUUCGGUUGUCUGCGACGUAUGCGUUCUCUACCUUGGUUGUAGUGUUUUCGCUGUAUGGGGCUAUGGGAGGGCAUCACAUCAUCCUCCUCAUCCUCAUCAUCAUCAUCAGUGACAGGUUGCUCGGAAGUUGUUCUCGAGUGCGCGCGUGGGUUCUAGGUUGCGUGAAGUGGUAACACACAUGUUGUAGAGAAGGGCUUCAUACGCCCGCCAGGCCUGGUACUGUUUCCGCUCCCAGGUUGCGGUAUUGCAUUGUAAGCUACGGCGUGCGGCACACCUCGGCAAGCAUGCUGGACCAGGUACGCGAUCUUGUCGCUCGCGUUCAGUUUGGCCGCACUUGGCACUGAUAUAGUGUGAGGCUGGUAGGCGAUUGUCACAUGUUCCUUGUCCAUGGGACAUCAUCACACGCACUUUGUGUGCAUCGAAGCUCAGACGCAUCGUGUGCGUUGUAUGUUGCAGUCUGAAAGCACAUGGGUCCGAUUUGCCACGGUCUCCCAUAUCAAGUCGCCGUCGCGGCUUCUGGCUCUCCAGCUGCUUAUACUUGGUGGAGGAUGUCCCCAAACAGGUCCUCCUGAAAAGCGUAGGUUUUUCUGUGGCACGGCUUAUUUUUCUUGCAGUUGUUGAUGUAUCAUUUUCCGGCUUGGUAUGAGCGAGCUCGCCUCUUUGACGACACGUUCGGCCGCAGAGCGCAGGCUCGACACGUGCGCCAUUUCGAACAAGAGGUUUUCAA
Messenger RNA from Prorocentrum cordatum, 3199 nucleotides. The record is from the annotation of a GenBank genome assembly. Lineage: Eukaryota; Dinophyceae; Prorocentrales; Prorocentraceae.